AAGAGAAAAAGCAAAAGCUAGAUCAGCAGCAAGGAGUAUAAAGAAGGUGGAGUGAUCUAGACUUGUUCUUCUAAGACUCUACUAAGACGUCUAAGCUCUCCUUUCAAAAAAUCUCACUAUCCAUUUUCAGCUCAAGCCUACAAAACCAGGGUGGUAGUUCUCGUUUCCUCUAAGCACAAGAGAGGAAAGUAACCAGCUUUUCUGUGAGGCUUAAAGCUUUAGGAUUUGUGACAAAGAGAGAGGUGGGGGUGGUGUAAGGGGGAGAGAAAACAUAAGAAAAAACUAAGGAAAGGGAGAAGUUUGGUCCUGAAAACACACAGGUUUCUUUCAAAGGGGGUGGUGUGGGGGUGGGAUUUAGCUAAGUUAUGCGCUCAGGAGCUUGUACGGUCCAGCAGACCCUCACAACAGAGGCUGCUUCAGUAUUGAAGCACUCUCUUAGCUUGGCAAGGAGGGGAGGCCAUGCUCAGGUCACUCCUUUGCAUGUAGCUGCAACCUUGCUGAGCUCAAGAACUAGUCUUUUGAGAAGGGCUUGUCUUAAAUCACAGCCUCAUCAGACUUCGCAUCCUCUCCAAUGCAGAGCUCUUGAGCUUUGCUUUAAUGUUGCACUCAACAGACUCCCAACAACUCCUGGUCCUUUACUUCAUGGCCAGCCAUCUUUGUCCAAUGCUUUGAUUGCAGCCCUCAAAAGAGCACAAGCACAUCAAAGAAGAGGUUGCAUAGAGCAGCAACAACAACAACCUCUUUUGACUAUUAAGGUUGAGCUUGAACAACUUAUCGUAUCCAUCUUAGAUGACCCUAGUGUUAGUAGGGUUAUGAGAGAGGCUGGGUUCUCUAGCACUGCAGUCAAAAACAAUAUAGAGGACUCUUCAGCUUCUUCUGUGUUUCAGUGUUAUAGUACUUCUGGUGGGGUUUUCUCUUCACCUUGUUCACCUUCUACUGAAACUCAAAGAGAAGUCAUUAACCCUACUACCUUUUGGCAAAGCCAUUUCUUGACUUACUCUUCUGAGCAAAACCCAGCUCUUUUUUCAGCGCAAAAGAAAGUUUCAAACAACUAUUUCACAGAUUCUGGUUCGGUGAAGGAAGAUAUCAAGUUGGUUUUGGAGGUUUUAUUGAGAAAGAAUGGAAAGAAUGUUGUGAUAGUUGGUGACUGUGUGUCUGUAACUGAAGGUCUUAUUGGAGAGUUGAUGGGAAGGUUAGAAAGAGGAGAGGUUCCAAUGCAAUUGAAACAAACUCAGUUUAUCAAGUUUCAGUUUGCACCAAUUUCUUUGAAGUUCAUGAAGAAACAAGAUGUGGAAAUGAAUCUCUCAGAACUGAAAAGAAAAGUGGAUUCUCUUGGUGAAAGUGGGGCCAUUAUCUAUACAGGAGACCUGAAAUGGACUGUUGAAGAAACUUUUGUUAAUGGAGAGGUAUCUGUUUAUAGUCCAGUUGAUCAUCUAGUCAGAGAAAUCGGAAGGCUACUCUCUGAAUAUAGUAGCCCAAACAGAAAAAUAUGGUUAAUGGCAACUGCAAGUUACCAAACAUAUAUGAAGUGUCAGAUGAGACAACCUUCUCUUGAGACUCAAUGGGCACUUCAAGCUGUCUCAGUUCCUUCAGGUGGACUUGGUUUGAGCCUCCAUCCAUCCAGCAUCCAUGAUUCAAGGAUAAAGUUCUCCCAUAACCCAUCUCUAGUCCUGGAAACAAAGCCAUUCAUUAUUGAUGGCAAGGAGGAAGAGGAUAGAUUCACUUGCUGUCCAGAAUGCAACUCUAAUUAUGAGAAAGAAGUUCAUUCACUCAAAUCAGGACAACAGAAACAUUUGCCUCCUUGGCUUCAGCCACAAGGCACAAAUUCCAUUCAAAAGGAUGAAUUUGUUGAGUUGAGGAGAAAAUGGAACAGAUUGUGCCACAGCCUACACCACCAGGGAAGACAGAGCAACUUGAACUCAACUUUGUAUACCAAUCAAAGCCUGCUUGGAAAAAAUUUCUCAUUUGCUUCAUCAUAUCCUUGGUGGCCAAGCCAAAACAGCUUCUUCCCAGAUUCAAAUUCAAUCUCCUUCGGAGAUUCAGCUUUGAAGCCUAACUACAGCUCCAGUUGUGUGCCUAAAUUUAGAAGACAACAGUCGUGCCAUGUUGAGUUCAACUUCGUUAAUGGUACUCAGAAGAAUGAACCAGGUGAACCAAACUUGGAUUCUCUGAAGAAUACUGAAGGCAAGGAAGUAAAAAUCACCCUUGCACUUGGGAAUUCUUUGUUUUCUGAUAUAGGCAAACUGGAGAAGGGGAGAAAUGGUCAUUUGUGCAAGUUGCUGAAAGAGAAUGUGCCUUGGCAAUCUGAAUCCAUUCCUUCAAUAGUGGAUGCUUUGGUUGAAUCCAAGUCAAAUGAAAAAGACACCUGGUUACUGAUUCAAGGGAAUGACACGUUGGGAAAGAGAAGAUUGGCACUCGCAAUUGCUGAGUCUGUGUUAGGCUCUGCUGAUUUGUUGCUACACUUGAACAUGAGGAAAAGGGAUAAUGAGGUGACCUCAUAUUCCGAGAUGCUUGCAAGAGCCUUAAGAAACCAAGAAAAACUUGUUGUUUUUGUGGAAGAUGCUGAUUUGGCUGAGACGCGGUUCUUGAAAUUCCUUGCUGAUGGAUUUGAAAGUGGAAAAUUUGGAGAAUCAAGUAAUAGAAGAGAGGGAAAUGCCAGCCAAGUAAUCUUUAUUUUGACUAGGGGUGACUCCAUCAUUUAUGAAGACAGGAAGAUGGAUGAUUCUGUUAUCCAGAUGACACUGAAGGUGAAUGAAAUAAGAAAUGCUAGUUUUGGAACACCCAACAUUGACCACAAGAGAAAAGCUGAGUGGGAGAUUUCAGGCAAGUCUAAGUCUCCAAGAGUCGAUGAAAAGGAAAAUGCAUCUUGGUUUCCUGAUGAGAAUGGAAACAAGAAGAAAGACUUCUCAAGGCAGUCAAGUUUCAACACCCUUGAUCUCAACCUGAAGGCCGAUGAGGAUGACAAAAGCGAGGGAAAACCAGGGGAAUUCAGCCCCAUUUCAAGUGAUCUGACUCGUGAGACCUCAUCUGAUCAGCUUAGUCCAAAGGGGCUUCUUGAUAUGAUCAAGAACCGUUUUGUUUUCGAUCGAAAUCAGACUCACGGUAUAGAGAUGACAGAGGUUUUGUCAUCCAAGAUCAAGAGAAACGUUAAUGAGGUUUUUGGGGAUCAAAAUGGGGUAUACUUUAGCAUUGAAGAGAGGGUAUUAGGGGAGGUAUUAGAAGGUUCGGGUUCUUUUGUGAAUAGUCAGUUUGAGAAAUGGCUAAAAGGCAUCUUUCAAACAAGCUUGAAAACAGUUAAAUUGGGUGGGAAAGAAGAGGGUAUAGGUGUUAGGCUUUGUUUUGGAUUCACUAGUGAUAGAGUUUUUGAGGAUGGGUUCAUGGGUACAUGUCUCCCCAAGAAAAUCCAAGUCUCUUUCAUGGACUGACUGGCUAGCUAGUCUCUUUUGUAAAAUCCAUCAUCAAAUGACAUUGCAUCACAAUGUCCUUGUGUAACUUCUAAUUUUCUUAAUAGGAUGUGUUUUGUUUCUUUUUCU
This is a messenger RNA of Populus euphratica (Euphrates poplar), 3533 nucleotides long. RefSeq lists its product as uncharacterized. Lineage: Eukaryota; Viridiplantae; Streptophyta; Magnoliopsida; Malpighiales; Salicaceae. The coding region runs from base 366 to 3425 and encodes 1019 amino acids. The transcript has 3 exons. The record is from RefSeq and is a predicted model, not a curated record.